Triplophysa rosa is the source of this 6111-nucleotide messenger RNA. It is a transcript of the gene clcf1, whose product is annotated as cardiotrophin-like cytokine factor 1. The record is from RefSeq and is a predicted model, not a curated record. Lineage: Eukaryota; Metazoa; Chordata; Actinopteri; Cypriniformes; Nemacheilidae. The transcript has 3 exons. Bases 381 to 1535 code for a protein of 384 amino acids.
CAGGCAUGUGUAUAAAAUCACUUCAUAUCAUCGUCAGUCAGUCAGUCCGUCAGUCAGCGAGUCUCACCGACAGCCGCAAAGAGUCAGCGCGUCACAGUCACCUGGACAUCAGAGAGAGAGAGAGCGCGCGCGCCGGUGUAGCUGUCAAUCACUGAGUUUAUUUCAUUUCUCAGGACACAUAUUUUUGUGGAUACUUUGUCCAUAUGUGAAGCUCCAGACAGACGCACGGUGAUGAAAAGUUUGGGAAGAAGCUUUUGGAACAGUUGACUAAGUCAUCAUAGCGGGAAAAAGGAGUUUUAAUACAAUUAAUUUGAAUAUAUUUUCAUAAUCCGAGAAAGAAUUACUGAUCAGAACGGAAGUAGACGAUUCGAUCCAGUAAAAUGCAUCGCUGGAAAGUCCGUCAAGUUCUCUUGAUGCUGCUAUUGGCUGCUGCGGUGGGGUGUGGCCAGGUGCUGGACCGCACGCUCAGUCUGUCCAAUGAGAGGAGCUCGAUAGAAAGAACAUACGAGCUGACCAAAUACCUGGACCACCAGCUGAAAGAAAUCAGAGACACUUACUUAUCUUAUCUCGGGCCACCUUUCAGCGAUCCUGGCUUUUCCCCUCCGCGUCCGAACAGCUCCGCUUUAUCCGUGCCCAGUGCGGCCACACGGGUGGACUUGUGGCGUGGACUGGAAAACGGUGCCCGUCUGGCCCAGAAUCAGCGUGCGUACAGCGUCCUCCUUUGUGCCGUGAAGGAGCUGGCGCGCUCCACCCUGUGCCCCUACCUCCAGAGUUCCCUCCUUCACUUCUGCUCCGGCCUCAGCGGGUUACUCGGCUCAAUAUCUGGUUUGAUGAACGCCCUGGGCUACACCUCACCUCCCUCAGGAUAUGCCACGCCCGCUCAAGGAUACGCCCUGCCCAUGUCACCAUUUCAGGGAGUGAUUGAGAACAGCCCCGCCCCCCUGCGGAGUUACCUGCCUCGAAACCAAGGUGUUCAGGCUACUUCGCGGGCACGGGAUGGAGGGAGCCGGGCGGAUGUGAAGCGGGAGAGAGAGAGAGAGAGAGCGGAAAGGGGCCGGAGAGGGAGGAGAAAAGAAAGUUGGGCUGCGAAGGAGGAGGGGGGUAGGGAAGAAGGAAUGGAGAGAUGGGGGAAGAGGAGACGACUGCUAAGUUUUGAUGAAGAGAAAACAACAAAAUUGAACUAUAAUAAAAACGUCCACAUCAACAUCCAGAACUACACAAGUUUAAAGUUUGGAAUUGGAGCAAAGAGUCGAAAGGAGCCUUUACUCUUUUCCUCGCCGUCUCUUCACCCGCAUCGUUCUACACGUUCUAUACAGUCAUCCCAUUCGGGUCUAUCUCCUCUAUCCCUCCUCUAUCAGUACGGAGGACCGGCUGAGGUUCAUACUUUAUUGGCCGGCCCGAUUCUCUCGUCCCAUCCCGCUCCGAAUGAUUUCUCACGGAAGGUGGAGGGAUUCUGGGUACUGAGAGAGCUACAGAGCUGGCUGUGGAGGUCCGCCAAAGACUUCACCAGACUGAAGAAACGACUGCGCGUUUGAGAAUAAAUGACGGCUCUGUUUCGAAACGUAGUGAGUUGCCUUGCUGUCUAUUGCCUUAAAGGGAUAGUUCAGCCAAAAUUCUGUCAUUAUUUACUCACAUUCUUUUCAUUUCAAACCUGUAUGACUUUCUGUAGAACACAAAAGAAGAUAUUUUGAAAAAUGUCUGUAACUGAACAACGACGGUACCCAUUCAAUUCUAUUGUAUGGACACAAAACCAAUGCAAGUGAAUGGGUACCGCUGUUAAAAAAUAUUCUCCACAAGAAAGUCCUACAGGUUUGAAAUGACAAGAGGGUGAAUAAAUGAUGACUGAAUUUUCAUUUUUGGGUGAACUAUCCCUUUAAGGGAGCUUCCUAACUGAGAUAAAACCUUUCUCACUGGAGAAUCGACUUAAAACUGAUUCACAAGCAGUUAACAAUGAGAUGAUGAUGUAAUAAACAAACAAAUACACCGCACACAAAUACUGGCUCAGAAAACAGAGAAAAUGUUGCGACAUUCACAAUCAGCAUCUCUUUUACUUUGUCCACCAUCCUGUAUCUUUUUCACGAAGGACUGCUUUCUCCUUGAAGAAUACAGCUGAUCGUGCUUUUGAUUUUGACCGAAAUAUGUAUCUUUGGAGACAGCAUUACAUCUUAAAAGGCAGCCUAUGGAGGCAGCUCACUAGCUUUGGAACAGAGCUAAGUUAUGUGCAAAACAGAUUGCUUCAUGCUUUAUGGAUGGAGAUCUAAGAACGUUUGAUGGUCACGCUUUGCACUAAAUCACCAAACAGAAAAGACGGCCGGGAGACGAGAAGUAUAUCAGAGACAAAGGGAAAAGAGCACCCAUUGAGACCCAGACGUGAUUCAGCAGAAGGAAAGUGAAUCAUGGCUGGAAUCGGGCAGUAGUGAAAGGGUGAACGGGGAAGUGUAAGAAGUGUGGCGUAACCAGAAGAGACAAUGGAGAGUUUUUGCUGCCUCAGUAACUGACUUUGGCAUUGACUCGUCUUUUUCCACCCGAACACAAACAGACACACACCUACGCAUUCAGAAAUAGAUGCGGGAAUCUGAUGUUGGGACUGUGUGUGGAUAAACUGAGUAGGAAACAGAAGUAUCAUUAUGUUUCAUUUUUUUGGACGUGGAUUUUGCAUCGGUAUAAAAUAUUGUAAUUAUUAAAGGGAUAGUUCAGGCAAAAAUAAAAAGUGUCAUCAUUUAUACACCUUCAUGUCAUUCGAAACCUGUAUGUUACUUUCUCUCUUCUGUGGAACACAAAAGAAGAUAUUUUGAGAAAUGUCUUUGGUUUUGUGUCUGUCCAUGCAAUGGAAGUCAUUGGGGGCCAGUUUUGUUUGCUUACCAAUGUUCUUUAAAAAAUGGUGUUCUGCACGGAAAAGAAAGUCAUACAGGUUUGAAAUGAGCAAAUUAGGAAAGAAUUGCAUUUUUGGGUGAACUGUCCCUUUAAGAAUCCCGGUGACACACAUGAAUAUUGAGGAAGGGGUCAUAUGUGUGUGUUUGUGUACAUUGUACAGUGUUUUUCUCUCUCUGUGUGUGUGUGUGUCGUGUUUUCUGUAUGUUAUAUUUAUUUAAUAUUAUUUAUUUCUAUGGGGUAUGACAGAAUGUUGUGACUUUUUAGUUUUCCUGGUAUUACAAAAGAUCUUUACUGACUACAAUGCGUGUGAGUGUGUGUAUACUCUUACCCCUUGAGGAAAAACCAGAGGGACUGGAAGGAUAGUGAGAGUUUUUAUUCGUCUGUCUGAGCAAAAUUUAUGACCACUCUGUCCUUUCAUGUAAUCCCACAUCCUCUCAUCCCUCUAUCUGUCUCUCACGCCUCUCCGCUUCCCUAGUGCUCACCUAACAACACACACACAUAUACACGACGGUGGUUAACAUUCAUAGACACUUAUACGGGAUACAAACAAAUUUCACACAAACACUUCAGAACUAAACAUAGCAGUCCAAACAAACGCACACACAAAUGAUUUUGUAGGUGAACAAACAUUCAGGUGCGAUUCCUCUCCUCAGGCUAUGUUUGGCCUAAAAUUAAAGGAUCAAUGAGCAUCUGUCUUUCCCUUUGAGCAACACACCUGCACUAUAGUUAUCACCACCACACCCGUGCACGCACACAGGGGUGUGACACGCUCUUUAUGUGCAAUUAUCACAAAUUACGGGAAAAGAUGAGUUUGGAGAGGGGGCACGGGCGCGCAGACACACGUGGUUGAGACUCAGCGAAAUGCGUAAUGCAGAGUCCAGUCGACUUCGGCCCCUAAAUGGAUGACCACACAUCGCCAACAAAGAGCGCAUUGUGCGCCUGUGUGUGCGUGUCAUCGCGUGUGGCUCUUGAAUCACUGUAAGAAGGCGCGCGCGCGUGCGCGCGUGUGUGAAUCACAGCGGGUCUGUGUGCUGGUACUUCAGAAAGUUUGUUUAUCUGUGCGACUGUAAAGUAGUUUUAUUUGUUUUAGUUUAAAAGCAGAAUUUCCGAAUCCUCUCAUCUCGUGCCAUUGCGUCUUUUUGCCACAUGUGAAACAGAGCGCGUCUCUCCCCCUGCCAAUCACGCGUUAAAUCAUCCGUCUAUCAUCAGUUCAUCAGCACGUGCCUAUUUAGGGAGUCUUUAUCACUCCCUCCAUCUCCUUUCCAUCUUUUCUCCUUCUUCGUCGUUGUCUUUUUCCAUUUUUCCUUUCCCAUCUUCACCCGGGGCCCCUCCCAUCUCGUCUCGAGCCCUGAUCACCUGCAGCACAUAAAAAUUCCUUUUCUUUCUCUCCAGAGGAUUGCACCGCUGCCUAGGGAGUUACUGCAUUCCUCUCUCUCUCUCUCUCUCUCUCUCUCUCUCUCUCUGUUUCGGUCUGCCUCCGCGAUUCUGUCUAUUUUCUCCUUAUGUCGUGUUAUUGUUCGUUCUCGCCAAGCCCCGAUACCUCACGGCCUCCACCUGCCGCGCCCACACCCCCGCCGUGCAGUGCGAUGGCAGAGGGUAUGCACGUGUCGUCACUUCACGUGAGCACGCCGGAACGCGCCUGCUUGAGUGGUAAAACACUGGGUAAAAUGACUGGUUACAAUAUCAGGAAACGCAAUUCCGCGCAACAUUUUGUGUGUCUAAGAACACCUGAUUCCUUUGUAAGUCAUAAGGUAGUCGUAAGGAUCACCGUCGAGUCCAGCUGCUUGUAGUUUCAGCAAAUAAUUGCGUGUUUUAGUCCCGGUUUUUGUUCCUCCUAUUGAAUGCAGCCUUUUUGCCUUAGUUUUACCACUCAAGGGAGCGUGUCCCAGCGUGUUCACGUGGGAAAGUGACGUCAAUGCAUACUCAAUACACCGGUUCAUUGACCGCAGGGCUGGGCCGACUCUCUCAACCACUCCGUGCGGGGGAAACCUCGGGCACCGACUGACUGAUUUAUUGCCUAAUCAAUUGAUCCUCCCAGUCAGAUAGUCGGCAACCACAGCCGCCGUGCGUUCGUAUGUAUGUGAAUAUUGACUUGAGCCUCGAGGGAAAACAGACUUUAAUGUACCGUGGCGUGUUUAGUGUUAUUUAACAUGUUUAAAAAAAAUGUUUUUGGAAUCCGUACAGAGACGGUGAUGUGUGUGAGCACAGGUUUGGCUGUACUUGUGAGGGAAAAAGGUUUGAAAAAAGGUGAAACAUAUUAAAAACCGACGUGUGAUGACAGUUCAAGUGGUUCUCGCUACUUGAAAGACUCAUAAAUCAAAAUUAUAUUUUGCUGUAAAUCUAAUGCUGUCAGCAGGGUUCUCCGAAGGUUAGGUUUAGGGUUGGCUAUAUCAUUAUAAACUCAAGUCUUGGAGAGGUCCUCAUAAAUUUAGCUUCGUCUUUGUGUGUAAAUGAGGUGACUUCAUGACGUCGAAGUGAGGUGCCUUGCUGUCUACAAUCUACGGCAUCGUAACUGAAAUGACAUCUUAUAAGUGAUUGAUUUAAAACUUAAAAACUUUUAUUUAAAGGUAACACAUCACACAAAUAUAAAAAGCAAACAGUAAACUUGACUUAAAAUGUGAGUGUUACUAAACUGGCCAAUAAAUGAAUUGCCAGUAAUGGCCAAUAUAUAAAUAUAUAGCACACACAAAAAUUUGGUUUGUAAUUUUAUUAAGAAGUAACACCGUGUCCAUACCGGAUGCGAUGAGCAACAUUUAAAAAACAAAAACUAAAUAAUAUGGAACAGAUACAUCUGAUGUAGACACUGUGUACAUUUUAAAUGUAAUACUUUUAAUUAAAUAAUAAUUGAACACUCAAUAUUAUUGAAUUAUAUUGUAAAACAUAAUGAAUAUUCACUUUGCACCGAUAUAUCGGCCAAUAAUCGGUAUUGGGCGAUAAAAAAACAAUUUUUACACUAUCGGAUAUCGGCCGAUUGUUUUAAAAACAGCUGAUGUUUAUAAAAAACAGGAUGAUAAAACAGGUAUCCUGUCAAUGAAAAGAGGACAGGGAAAUACAGUGAAUUUGUGCUCUGUAUAGAAAAUGUUAAAGGGAUAGUUCACCCAAAAAUAAAGUCUGUCAUCAUUUACUCACCUUUGAGUUGUUCCAAAUCUGUAUGCAUUUCUUUGUUCUGAUGAACACAGAGAAAGUUAUUUGGAAGAAUGUUUAUAAAUAAACAUUUCUUGGACCCCAUUGACAACC